GACGUCGCGCAGGAGCUGGUCGAAGCCGGCGCCGACCCGACGGCUCGGUGCAAGGGGUGCUCCACUCUGCGGGCGGCGGCGGCGCGGGGCGACGCGAGAUGGUGGCGCUGCUGCUGGAGGCGGUGAGGGGAGGGCGAGGGGGAGAGGGAGAGGGGGGCGGCCUUUCGCUGGCCGGGUUUGUCAACCGGCGGGAGGGGGACGGCUGGAGCGUGCUCGGUCUGGCCGCGAGGCGACAUUGUCCGCGCAUUGCUCGACGCCGGUGCGGACCGCGCCGAGCCCGCCAACCCCGGAGGGAAGCUCGCCCUCGAGAUUGCGACGCUCAACAAGAGGGGCGCCGCAGCUGCGGUGCUGGAGGAGGCGGCGUGAGGGGCGGAGGCAUCGCCAGUGCAGCGGUGGAGAGGGAGGUGGAGAGGUGGGGAGGGAGAGGUGGAGAGGUGGAGGGGUGGAGAGGUCCCCGCCGCCAGGGGCCACGGCGUAUUGGCUCCCCGCCGCCGGCUGGCGCGACGCGGCAGCUGUGUGGGCACGCAUCCAGUCGACAAAGAUAUGAGAUAGCGGAGAGCCAGCCCACCUCUCGCACCGCGACCACGACCGCCCACUUCGGCGGGAUGUGGGGUGUGUGAGCGGGAGAUGUGGGUUGUGAGCGGGCCAGUUUGUAUGUGAGUGUGUAUGUGCGAGUCGACUGGUGUGUGUCGUCUCGUGCCUCUCGAGGUUUCGUAAUCGU
Messenger RNA from Emiliania huxleyi CCMP1516, 721 nucleotides. RefSeq lists its product as hypothetical. The record is from RefSeq and is a predicted model, not a curated record. The annotation marks the transcript as partial. NCBI's taxonomy places the organism in Eukaryota, Haptophyta, Isochrysidales, Noelaerhabdaceae. The transcript has 6 exons.